CGAGAUCGCAAGGUGUUCUUUCGAAAUACUUCCACGACGUGUCCAUAUAACAGUAGCCUCCCACCGCUACUUGCCCUUCCUCCUCCACUCACCUUGCAACUGCAACCACCGCAACUCGCCUUUUGUUUUCUUUCCUAGCGAUACCCGGAGAGCCUCGUCUACUCCACACAUUGCGAGCUCCCAGAGAGUUACGCCCGCACUUGCACCUGGCAUCCAGGCCAUACCCACAGUCUUGAGGACUACACACACAUCACAAUGGCACGAAGCUCGCGGGGCGCCAACCAGCGCUCAACAUGGAGCAUUGCCUUCUACCUCCUCCUCGUCCUUGUCGGCGGUCUGAUGCUGGCUAAGACAGCACACGCCCAGGACCAGGAACCCAUCAAGGAGGACAGCAAUGCUGUCUCCGGUCCCGUCAUCGGUAUCGAUCUGGGAACCACCUAUUCCUGCGUCGGUAUCAUGAAGAACGGAAAGGUCGAGAUCAUCACCAACGACCAGGGUAACCGUAUCACACCUUCUUGGGUAGCCUUCACCGAUGACGAGCGUCUUGUCGGAGACGCCGCCAAGAACCAGUUCGCCUCCAACCCCGAACGCACCAUCUUCGAUAUCAAACGACUCAUCGGUCUCAAGUACAAGGAGAAGUCUGUUCAGAAUGACAUCAAGCACUUCCCCUUCAAGGUCGUCAACAAGGGCGGUCAACCCAAGGUUUCCGUUCCGGUUCACGGCGAGGAGAAGACCUUCACCCCCGAGGAGGUUUCCGCCAUGGUUCUGGGCAAGAUGAAGGAGGUGGCUGAGAGCUACCUUGGCGAGUCUGUCAAGAACGCUGUCGUUACCGUUCCCGCCUACUUCAACGACGCUCAGCGUGCCGCCACCAAGGACGCCGGAACUAUCGCUGGUCUCAAUGUUCUCCGUGUUGUGAACGAGCCCACCGCUGCCGCUCUGGCUUAUGGCCUCGACAAGACCGACCAGAAGGAACGUCAGGUUCUCGUCUACGAUCUCGGUGGUGGUACUUUCGAUGUUUCCAUCCUCACUAUCGAAUCCGGCGUUUUCGAGGUUCUGUCUACCGCUGGUGACACUCAUCUCGGUGGUGAAGACUUUGACAACCGUGUCAUCAACUACUUCACUAAGAAAUACAACAAGGAGAACGACGUCGACAUCACCAAGGAUUCCAAGACCAUGUCCAAGUUGAAGCGCGAGGUUGAGAAGGCCAAGCGUACUCUCUCUUCCCAGAAGACCACCAAGAUCGAGAUUGAGUCUUUCUUCAAGGGCAAGGACUUCUCCGAGACCCUCACCCGCGCCAAAUUCGAGGAGCUCAACAACGACCUCUUCAAGAAGACCCUCAAGCCCGUUGAACAGGUUCUCAAGGACGCCAAGAUGAAGAAGGGCGACGUUGACGACAUUAUUCUCGUUGGUGGUUCCACUCGUAUUCCCAAGGUCCAGGCCAUGCUUGAGGAGUUCUUCGGAAAGAAGGCUCGCAAGGAUGUCAACCCCGAUGAGGCUGUCGCUUACGGCGCUGCUGUUCAGGGUGGUGUUCUCUCCGGUGACGCCGCUACCGACGACCUCGUUCUCAUGGAUGUCAACCCUCUUACUCUUGGUAUUGAGACCACUGGUGGUGUCAUGACCCAUCUUAUCAAGCGUAACACCGUCAUCCCCACCAAGAAGAGCCAGAUCUUCUCCACGGCCGCCGACAACCAGCCCGUAGUCCUCAUCCAGGUCUUCGAAGGAGAGCGAUCCAUGACCAAGGACAACAACCAGCUCGGAAAGUUCGAGCUCACCAACAUUCCUCCCGCGCCUCGUGGUGUUCCUCAGAUCGAGGUUACGUUCGAGCUCGAUGCCAACGGUAUUCUCAAGGUCUCCGCUAUCGACAAGGGCACUGGUAAGGGUGAGUCAAUCACCAUCACCAACGACAAGGGCCGUCUCAGCAAGGAUGACAUUGACCGCAUGGUCGAGGAGGCGGAGAAGUACGCCGAGGAAGACAAGGCCAACCGCGAGCGCAUUGAGUCUCGCAACAAGCUCGAGAACUACGCCUACAGCCUCAAGAACCAGGUCAACGACGACGAGGGUCUUGGUGGCAAGAUCGAGGAGGAGGACAAGGAGUCUCUCCUCGAGGCCGUCAAGGAGACUCAGGACUGGCUCGAGAGCAACGCUGCCGAGGCCGCGGCUGAGGACUUUGACGAGCAGUUCCAGAAGCUGUCUGACGUCGCCUACCCCAUCACCUCCAAGCUCUACGGCUCUGGCGGCCCCGGUGGUGACGAUGAGAUGCCCGAUGACCACGACGAGUUGUAGAUGGUUGACUGUAGAGUCGCCAGAUGUUGCAUCCUUCAUGUCACAUUUUGGUUGCAUUGGCACCCACGUGUAUGAGUAGAAAAGCACUUUUCGCAUUGGAGAUAUGGCUUGCUUAGACGCACUCAGAUAUAUGCGCAGUUUGCUUUACCAGUCAUGGGCGUAUUCACAUGGAAUGGAAGACUUAUGAGAUCAAUUUGCCCUUCCAAUGAUGUCUGAUGUCGCUUGAAUUCGUGUCGCGUGUUGCUGCAUACAGAGUGCUGAAUGUUGAUACGUGA
Molecule: messenger RNA, 2558 nt
Organism: Alternaria rosae
Lineage: Eukaryota; Fungi; Ascomycota; Dothideomycetes; Pleosporales; Pleosporaceae
Product: heat shock protein 70 family
Exons: 5
Coding region: 256-2283 (675 amino acids)
Biological process (GO): protein refolding; endoplasmic reticulum unfolded protein response; cellular response to unfolded protein
Cellular component (GO): membrane; endoplasmic reticulum lumen; cytoplasm
Molecular function (GO): ATP hydrolysis activity; ATP-dependent protein folding chaperone; misfolded protein binding
Source: RefSeq, a predicted model, not a curated record